Molecule: messenger RNA, 8278 nt
Organism: Lucilia cuprina (Australian sheep blowfly)
Lineage: Eukaryota; Metazoa; Arthropoda; Insecta; Diptera; Calliphoridae
Product: putative neural-cadherin 2
Exons: 15
Coding region: 1102-6330 (1742 amino acids)
Biological process (GO): homophilic cell-cell adhesion
Cellular component (GO): catenin complex; plasma membrane
Molecular function (GO): calcium ion binding; cadherin binding
Source: RefSeq, a predicted model, not a curated record
UCAGAUUAUUUUUAACAAAUGACUAUAAGUUAAUCAGGUCAUCAUCAAGAUAUUCUACAACGAUUCAAUUGCUGAUAUUUUGUUGAAACAUUAAUAAAGCUUUUAAUUGCAACAAUCAAUGGCCAAAACGAAGAUUGAAAAAAAAUCUACAGAAAUACAAUCAUCAAGACACAAGAACUUUCAAAAGAAACAGCUUAAAGAAAAUAAAAGCUAUAAUUAAUAGAAACUCUACAAGUAUCAAAAGAAUAUAAGACGAAAUUGAAAAAAAAACAAACUGCAAGGAGCUAAAAAACGAAAAGAAACACUUAAUAAAAUAUAACAAAGAAAUAAAAUACUCAACGCUUAAUUGAAGUAAUCAAGACAUGGACAGCAACUAAAUAAGUACGAAAAAAGAAGAGAAAAACUAAUGAAAACUAAAUAGAAAUACCAGAAAAUUACAAUAAAAACGAAUAAAAACAGUUGGUUUUUUUCUGUGCGGCAUUACAACAGCAAAAAUUAAAGUAAUUAAAGAAAAUCUUUAAGUUGCAGAUGGUUAAACCAUGAGAAUUAAACUAAAAAGUAUAGCACAAUAACUUAAAACCCGCAUACACAAACAAAUCAAUAACCACUAAAUCCCUAGAAAAGUUGCUGUAAGGCAAAAAGAAAAAAAAAAAAAAUAACAAAAGCAAAAAUCUAAAAACAAACUGUUGCCAUUAUUUCAUGCAAUUUAAAUUAUAAAAUUUAUCUUUGUCAUCGUCAACAUUGAGGCGACAAAGCUCUAUUUUUUUUAAAUCAGCUUAUUUUCUUAAAUUUCCAUGUAAAUACUAAAUGAAAUUCUUUUUGAAACUUAAAACCCUUAAAUGUGUGUUGGUGUACAGUGUGUGGCAUGAAGCAUUAUAAAUUGUAGCAGUAAUAACAACAACAUCAACAAAACACUCACUUUAACACACAUUCAAUCUUCAACAGAUACGAUUUAUUUUUUUAAUAUUUUUUUGCAUUUUUUUCCUCGCCCGUAUAAUAAAAAGCAAUUUGAAUAAAUGUUUUUGUGGUUUUGAUGGCAUGUGGUAAAUGAAACCAGAGCUGAGAAGAUUAUUAUUCCAUGAAAUUUGAUUUUCACUUUGAAUGGACUCAACAGCUUUUAAUAUUCAAAUGCAUAUUUGGAAAUUUCUAUUAAUUGUUACAAAAUUUGUACGUAUUGGUAUUGCCGAUAAAAACGAUUCACCGCCUUAUUUUGAUAAAUUUUUAUACGAGACUGAAAUUGAUGAAAAUGCCGAUUUACAGACAACAGUACUCACAGUUAAUGCCAAAAAUCACAAUGAGUCCUCGAGUAUUCGAUACUCGAUCACAGGCGGUAACAUAGGCAAUGCUUUUGGUGUACAUAAUAAUACUGGAGCUAUAUUCGUAGCAUCACCCUUAGAUUAUGAAACUAGACCAAGGUAUGAAUUACGCUUGGAAGCUUCACGUAGUCGUAAGACAAAUUACACCACCGUUAUAAUAAAUGUACGGGAUGUUAAUGAUAAUCCACCGACAUUUGAUCGUCAAACAUAUCGUACACAAAUUACAGAAGAAGAUGAUCGUAAUUUUCCUAAACGUAUAUUACAGGUUACUGCCACCGAUGGCGAUGUAGAUAGACCCAUAAAUAUUGUAUAUUUUCUCACCGGUCAGGGUAUAGAUCCUGACAAUACAGCUAAUAGUAAAUUUGAUAUAAAUCGUACAACGGGUGAUAUUUUUGUUUUAAAGCCCCUUGAUCGCGAUCAACCGAAUGGCCGACCACAAUGGCGCUUUACAGUAUUUGCCCAAGAUGAGGGCGGUGAAGGUCUAGUCGGCUAUGCCGACAUACAAGUUAAUCUCAAAGAUAUCAACGACAAUACACCACAAUUUCCUCAGGGCGUUUAUUAUGGUAACGUAACGGAAAAUGGCACCUCCGGUUUAGCAGUGAUGACCAUGUCAGCCGUAGACUAUGAUGAUCCCAACGAGGGUACACAUGCCAAACUUAUAUAUUCGAUAGAGAAAAAUGUCAUCGAAGAAGAGACGGGAGCACCAAUAUUCGAAAUCGAACCCGAUACGGGUGUUAUCAAGACAGCAGUCUGUUGUCUGGAUCGUGAGCGGACGCCCGACUACUCCAUACAAGUGGUAGCCAUGGAUGGUGGUGGACUUAAGGGUACUGGUACGGCUUCUAUAAGAGUAAAAGAUUUAAACGAUAUGCCACCCAUGUUUACCAAGGACGAAUGGUUCACGGAGGUGGAUGAAACAAAUGGCACUUAUAUACCAGAAACACCUAUACUAACGGUGACAGUGCAGGAUGAGGAUGAAACAAAUUCAUUUCAAUAUAAAGUAGUGCCCAAUAGUGGUUUGGGUUCGGAUAAAUUUGCAAUGGUACGUAAUACUGAUGGUACUGGUUCCUUGAAAAUCAUACAGCCGUUGGACUAUGAAGAUCCCAUGCAGAGCAGUGGUUUUCGUUUUCGCAUACAGGUCAACGAUAUGGGCAAUAAUGAUAGUGAUAAAUAUCAUUUGGCCUAUUCAUGGGUGGUGGUUAAGCUGCGUGACAUCAAUGAUAACUCACCGCAUUUCGAGAGGGAACGCAUCGAAUUGUCGGUGUAUGAAGAUACAAAAGUUGGCACGAUAUUGGAACAGUUCAAAGCUACCGAUGCCGAUCAGGGUGGCAAGAGUAAGGUUAGCUAUAAACUGGUAAGAGCCAGUAAUCGUAAACGUCAAUUUGCUAUUAGCGAUAAGGGAGCGAUAAGCAUACAAAGAUCUUUAGAUCGUGAGACCAACGAACGACAUCAACUGGAAAUUUUGGCGGUAGAUGAUGGUGUAGUACCGCGCACAGCGACUGCGGUACUUACGGUCAUCGUUAAAGAUGUCAAUGAUAAUGCUCCCGUAUUUAAGGAGGAUUAUCGUCCCGUUUUACCUGAAAAUGUUAGCCCGCGUAAAUUUAUAGAAGUGGCAGCUAAAGAUGCUGACGAUAGAGCGCGAGGGAACGGAGGACCCUUCACAUUUCGUAUGGAUCCUAUGGCCAGCGAUGUGAUAAGAUCGAGUUUUAAGCUGGAAUAUGAUAGAAGAGCUGAUAAUGGUAAUGGCGCUGCGAUUAUUUCUUCUUUGCGACCCUUCGACCGUGAACAACAAAAAUCCUACCUCAUACCCAUCGAAAUCAAAGACAAUGGUUCACCAGCCAUGACUGGCACUUCAACAUUAACAGUAAUUAUAGGCGAUGUUAAUGAUAAUAAAAUGCUGCCAGGCAGCAAGGAAGUGCUGGUCUAUAAUUAUCAGGGCCAGUCACAUGACACCCCCAUUGGGCGGGUGUAUGUCCACGAUCUAGAUGAUUGGGACGUGGUGGACAAAAAGUACUAUUGGGAACAACAGGAACAUCAACGUUUCAAAUUGGACACCGAUACGGGUAUUGUAAACAUGAAAGCUGGCACCCGUAGAGGUCGCUACAAUCUGCGCUUUAAAGUUUAUGAUCGUGAGCAGGGCCAAGUUGAUGUGCCAUCGAAUAUGACGGUCAUAGUUCGAGAUAUAACCCAGGAAGCUGUACAGCAGGCUGGUUCUAUGCGCCUACAAGGUAUUAGUGAUGAAGAAUUUGUGCGGACUUGGGAUUUCAUGCAGCACAAGCAAAUGCGUUCCAAACUGGAAAGAUUUCGCGAUAAACUGGCUGAAUUACUUUACACCGAGCGUGAUAUGGUUGAUGUGUUUAGUGUCCAAACUAAAAGUGAAGGUUAUACAGAUGUUCACUUUUCUGCCCGCCCUGCCAACCAACAGCCUUACUUUAAGGCCGUCAGAUUGAAUGGUGUAGUGCUAAUGCAACGUGAAGAAAUAGAGCGGGAGCUGGGUCUGAACAUCACAAUGGUAGGCAUAGAUGAGUGUCUGCAAGAGCCGGGUAAAUGUGAGGGCUCUUGCACCAAUCGUGUAGAAAUUAAUAGACUUCCUUAUACAGUCAAUGUUAACAAAACUGCCUUGGUAGGCGUAAGACUAGACAUAACCGCCGAAUGUUAUUGCAAGGCCCGCAAUUACAGCAAAGAAGACUCCUGCCGCACACUGAACUGUUUUAAUGGUGGCCGCUGUGUGGAGACGCGUAACGGUCCACGUUGUGUCGCCUGUCCUAUAGGCUAUAAUGGUCCUAGAUGUCAACAAAAUACCCGCAGUUUUAAAGGAAAUGGCUGGUCCUGGUAUCCGCCUCUUCAGCUAUGCGAAGAGUCACAUUUGUCUUUGGAGUUUAUAACCAAAGAAGCCGAUGGCUUGAUUUUAUACAAUGGUCCCAUAGUACCUCCCAAAGCUGACGAGCUGGUAGUCACCGACUUUAUAGCCAUUGAACUGGAACAGGGUUAUCCUCGUUUACUUAUAGACUUUGGCUCGGGCACUUUAGAAUUGAGAAUUAAAACUAAAAAGACUUUAGACGAUGGUGUAUGGCAUAGGCUGGACAUAUUUUGGAAUUCCGAAAACAUACGCAUGGUAGUGGACUUUUGUCGUUCGGCAGAUGUCUAUGAAAUGGAGGAUGGCUCUACUCCUGAAUUUGAUGAUAACACUUGUCAAGCUCAAGGCACUAUACCACCUUUUAAUGAGGCUCUCAACUUAAAUACACCCCUCCAAUUGGGUGGUCUUUAUAGACAGCAUUUCGAUCAGUCGCUCUUCCACUGGCAAUAUGCCUUUACCUCUAAAGGAUUUGAUGGCUGCAUAAGAAACGUUGUGCACAAUUCGGAGCAUUAUGAUUUAGCAUUUCCCGCCUUGGCCCGCAAUAGCUAUCCCGGCUGUCCUCAAACUGAUGAGGUUUGCUUGAAAACCGAUCACACUGCCAGAUGUUGGGAACAAGGUAACUGUGUGGCCAGUUUAGUGCAGGCAAAAUGCCAUUGUCAGCCCGGCUGGAUGGGACCCAUGUGUAACAUACCCACCAUACCUACAACGUUCAAACCCCAAAGUUAUGUCAAAUUUGCCUUAUCCUUUGAACCCGAUCGUUUCUCCACCCAACUUCAGCUACGUUUUCGUACGAGGGAAAUGCAAGGUGAAAUCUUUCGUGUCUCCGAUCAACAUCAUCGUGAGUACGCCAUAUUGGAACUUCAGCAGGGACAUCUACAAUUCAGAUUUAAUUUGAACUCAUUAAGGCCAGAAGAACACAAUGUCGCCCUCACCUCCAUCACCGUCAAUGAUGGUCAAUGGCACGUGGUAAAAGUUAGCCGUUAUGGUUCAGCUGCUCUUAUCGAACUCGAUGGCGGUGAGGGUAGACGUUAUAAUGAAACAUUUAAUUAUCAUGGCCAUCAGUGGCUGACGAUUGACAAACAGGAGGGUGUGUAUGCCGGUGGCAAGGCCGAGUAUACAGGCGUUAAGACUUUUGAAGUUUUGGGAGAUUUUCAACGUUCCUGUCUAGAUGAUAUCAGAUUGGAUGGCAAACAUUUGCCUUUGCCGCCCUCCAUGAAUGGCACACAAUGGGGACAGGCAACAAUGGCUAGAAAUUUAGAACGUAAUUGUCCUUCAAAUCGUCCAUGUUCGAACAUAAUAUGUCCAGAUCCAUUUGAUUGUGUUGAUUUGUGGAAUGAAUAUGAAUGCACCUGCAGUGAAGGUCGUGUCAUGUCUGCCGAUACAAAGGGAUGUGUAGAUCGUAAUGAGUGUCUGGAUAUGCCAUGUCUUAAUGGUGCCACUUGUAUAAAUCUAGAGCCACGUUUACGUUAUCGUUGCAUAUGUCCCGAAGGUUAUUGGGGUGAAAAUUGUGAAUUGGUGCAGGAGGGUCAAAGACUAAAGUUGAGCAUGGGUGCAUUGGGUGCCAUCUUUGUGUGUCUUAUUAUUAUUUUAAUUUUAGCUCUUAUCUUUGUUCUGUACAAUCGUAAACGUAAAACAACAAAUAAAAAACGUAAUGGCCCAGAAAAAGAUGUACGUGAAACUGUGAUUAGUUACGAUGACGAAGGUGGUGGUGAGGAUGAUAUGACAGCAUUUGAUAUUACACCUCUACAGAUACCCAUAGGACAGGGUGGCAAUAUGCCACCUGACAUAGCUGCCUGUAAAGUGCCAAUAAUAUAUCCUGUUGUUACCUUAAUGCCCGGCCAAGAAUUAAAUGUGGGCUUUUUAAUGGAAGAACGUAAAAAACGCUGCGAUAAAGAUAUAAACGCGCCACCCUUUGAUGAUUUAAGAAAUUUCACUUAUGAAGGUAGUGGGAGUAUAGCUGAAUCAUUAAGUUCAUUGGCAUCAGGCACUGAUGAUGAGAAUCAAGACUUUAAUUUUUUGGAAACGUGGGGUCCACGUUUUAAUGCCUUGGCAGCAUUAUAUCUACAAGACAAAACGAAAACAAAAACAACAACUACAACUACGGCAGCAGUAACAACAGCAACAGCUGACGUUGUAGCUAAUGAAAAUGGUGUAUUAUAAAAUUAGAUUUAAAAUUAAAUUUAUACUAAAAUAAUUGUAAAUUAACUCAAAACUUAAACUUAACCGGCGAAAGAAAAACAAACAAACAAACAAACAAACCAAAAUUCAAUUGCCUCCAACAAGGCAAACAAAGCAAAACUAAUAUUAAGCCCAACAAAAUGUGUAUAAAAUCAAAAUGAACAGAUAAAAUUAAGAACAUAACAAAAAGGAAUUACAAUUAAAAUCUUUUUUACAUUUAGUUAGUAAGUAGAAAAUAGAUACAGUAAUAGAAACAAAUAUUGAAACAGCCUUUUUUUGCAACAACCAAAUAAAAUAACUCAACAGCAACAAAAACUAAAACAUAAAUAAGCCUCAAGCUGCAACAAACAACAAAAAAACCCAACACACUAGAAAAAUUAAAAAAAAAGUAAAAAAUAAAGAAUUUGGGAAAAAGGCAUUUGUACUGAUAGAAUGAACUGCAUACAAAAGUUUCUGUAAUUAUGGCCUACACAGUGAGUACUGUUACAAAUCUACAGACUGCUGUGUAUUUGCUGUACAAAAAAAUAUACAACGAAAAAAAAAAUGAAGUGAAAAAGCAGAAAUUACGUUUUCAGUGAAAAUAUUAUGAAAAAAAACUUGUUUAAAACAUCAGACACCCAGUCAGAUGGACGAACAACAUGUAGAUAUAACAACUACAAUGGAAACAGGCAACAGAAAAGCAAAAAUCAGGCAAGACUUGCCUGCCUCCAUACCAUGAUUUUCGUUGUUUGCAAUAUUUCUUUUAAAGGGAAAUUACAACUGCAAAUUACUACCUUAUUGCAAAAAGUAAUUUAAAGGAAUGAAAUUGUUGAAAUGACAAAUAAAAAAAACUGUAAUUUUAUUGCCAAACUUUAAGGUCCUCGGCCACAUAUCUAUUUUUUACGAUAACAGCAACAUCUUUAGCCUUUAUAACAAUAUUCACUUCCGGUGAUAUAGGUUGAACUAAAACCACCAUGGCUUACAUAUAUGAUCAGGCUUCUUCUAAGAUUUAAUGACAAUCUUAAUAUAGCCGUCAAAUCUAGCAAUGUUGAAAUCGCAUUAAGGUUCGAAACAAAUAUAAUUUAAAGUUCUUUUUAUAACGCAUCGAAAGUAUGUGUAAGUCAUGUGCGUAAAUUCGUCUGUCCGUCUUCCUCUAUCUGUUUGUCUUCCAUUUCUCAGACCAUCAGUUACAAACACGAAACAGACCAAUCGAAAGGAACUAAAGUUCCUAAAAUCAGUUUACAUUUCAUAUUCUCUGAUACUAAAUACAAAAGAUUUCUUUCCUUUAAUCAUCAGUGUUUAAAUAACAAAGAAAAAAUAAUUUAAAAAUACGAAAAAAAAACAACAAGCAAGCCAAAUAACAUCAGCAUCCAAGUUGUUGAUGAACGCGUAAAUUGUGUUGGCAGUAACAACUAUAAAUAAAUGCAGCAACAUCUUUUUCUUCAUCAUCACAAUAACCCACUCGCCUACGACCUACAUUUUCUUACAUACAACACCCUUACUUAAACAAUAACACAAUCAGCCUUACUCCACCCCUUAAAAAAAGGCUGAAAAUUUCCCCCUAAUAAAAUAAGCAGACAAACAAAAUUCCCAACAACUUUUAUAUAUUCUAGUUAUAAGUCUGUAUUGUAUUUUGUAUAUAAUUUGUAAAUAGUAGUAAAUUAAGUAAAAAUUUUUAUUAUAGUUAUUAUCCCUAUCAUUUAAUAGUUUUAUGGUUAGUAAAUAUUUAUAUUAUAAUAUAAAAAAAUAAAUAAACAUUUAAACAAUUUAAAAAAAAUAAUAAUAAUAAUAAACAAAAAACAUCUUGCAUUUAUUACAACUUCUUUAAAGUGUGUUGUACUAUUCAUAGUAUGUAUUUAAAUAUGAACAAAAAUAACAACUAUAACAACAAACAAAUAAUAUUAUAAAUAUAAUUAUAAUAAUAAAAUCCAUACCUAUAGACAUUUAUAAU